GCAGAGGCUAUAUACGCGUGGCCAUGUGAGAGCAUUUCGAGAAGGAGAGCGGACUCUCCCCACUCUCGGCCGUACCGGGGCAUUCGAGGGUAUCAUUCAACUUCUAACUUGUGAACGAGUUGAAAUCGUUUAGAUAGGGGAGGUGCUGUUUGAGUUGAAAAAUAAACGAAUACACAAAUCGGGAAUAAAAGGGAAUAGACAAGUGAUGCAAUGUAAAAUAAAAACUAAUGUUACCGAAUAUUUGUGAACAUGAUUGUGGGAUCGGGGGUUGAAGCGAGAACAAUUUUCCUAGUCGUAGUCAUCAUCUGGUUUGUGUGUAGACUAGGAUAAUACGCAGAUUCCCAAAUUGAAGAAGGUUGUUCACUUAGAGGUCCACUCCUCGAGUGUUUGACCUAAGGGUCCAAUCCAUAGGACAGUGGAGCAACGUUACGAGAUCUAUGCUCAUGGUAGCCGGAUACUAAUAAUGGGUUCAUAAGCCAUUUGUUACCCCAGGACCAUGGAGCUCAUGUUCACCAUUGGUUUUGAGUCAGGGUUUACCAACUCUGGGUGGAUCCUCCUUAUCCACUAACCUGAAGUUUUUGUCUAAACAGUCGACCUUAAUUUUCAGUAUGUUCCUAUUUCGUUAGUUGACAUAUUCCAAUCAAAUGUGGAUUUGUGUGUUAUCUUAUUUUAGAAAUACAGCUAAACAGUUGAGUCAAACGCACUUUCCACAUCAUCCGUAUCGUAUGGAGUUUUUGCCGAUUCUUUGGCACGAUGAAUUACAUUCGGAUACUGUGACUGGUUUAGACAAACAGUUGGAACAAAUCACUCUUGGUAGUAUACCGAAAUUAAGACAAUUCACAAAUGAUUCAUUAAUGGAUAUAUUGUUUUAUACAAGUUCUAAAUAUUCACAACUAAUUGUAAAUACAGUGGCUAGAGAGAUUACUAGACUACGUGAAUUAUUUAUUUCACGUAAUCCAAACUUUACCGGUAAUAUCUCUAUUAUCGGUCAUAGUUUAGGGGCUGUCAUAUCGUUUGAUUUAUUAUGCCAUCAAGCCGCUUAUAAUUCAUUAUAUACUACCACAACUGAUCAAUCUCCAACAGUAUCGUUGUCUACAGUACAUAAUAAUAACAAUAAUAGAACAAUUGGUAGUACUUUUAUUACUAAUACAGAUUCGCAAUCGAAAAUAAUCAAUGAUGUUGAUGAACUACAUAGUGAAGUAAAGGUCGACCAGUUUACACAUGAUAUUAUGAGUUCUUCCAAAAUAUCAGCAACUACUUUUCCUGCUUCUACGAUAACGAGUGUUACUAGUAGCAUUAGUAGCUGUAGUAAUGGUUCUACAACAAUGGUGACUGAUACAAACACUUCUCUGAAUAUUUCAUCAUUAUCAUCUGCCUCAUCAUCGUCAACUUGUCCGUCGAAAGAUCAUACUAAUGAUGAAAAUAAAAGUGAACAUAGUAUCACUAUGUCAGAUGCAGGACAAAAUGAUAUGGGUGAAUGGUCUAUUGUUGAUGAUUGCGAUCAUCAUCGUAACCGUUCAAAAUCCAAGUUCAAUAAUGAUAAUAAUACGAAUGGAAGCCAAUCACAGCCAAUGCUCAAUUUGUCUCUAAAUAACAUCAGUCAACUUAACGAAAUCUUAUCACAAAAUGGAUUAAAUGUUGACCAAACACGUAGUAUACUUCAAUCAAUCUUAAAAUGGAAUAAAAUUAAUCAACUUAAAAGCAAAUCUGUUGAAGAUUUAGAAAAGGAAAAUAGUUAUCACGAUAUGUUGGUCAAUUCAAGUAUCAUUACUGGGCAAAUUUUACCAAACAUUGUUACAACUGCUUCAAAUUCAAUGUUGACGUCAUUUUGGUUGGAAAAUCAUUGUUUCUAUGCAAACCAGUGCAACAGUAACAAUGCUGGAUUUGGUAUUACACUGCCUAACUAUCCUCAAUUAGGCUUUCCUAUAUCUGGCUUAUAUACAUUAGGCUCACCGAUACCAUUGUUUUUAACUGCACGUGGUAUUAAAACGUUGAGUAGCGAAUUUCACUUGCCAACAUGUUCAACAUUUUAUAACAUAUUUCAUCCAUUCGACCCAGUUGCCUAUCGUAUGGAAACAUUGAUUGAUUCAGAAUUUCAGUGCAUCACCCGAUAUGCAGUUGGUCAACUACCUGGCUGUUGCAAUUAAGCAAUCUGAAUAAAUACCACCGAGUGACAAAUAAAUUAAUAUGUUUGUAAUAUCCCAUUUAGUAGGAAAAUUAGAUUUUCUGACGCUUCGUGACUCAGUGUAUAUAUUAAUUUAUUUAUAACAAUCUACCAAAUGCUCAAUUUAUUCGAAAUUAUCAAGUCAGACCUUGGUAAUGAUACCUACAAACUCAAUAAUAUUACUGAGUGAGUUUAGGCUUCUAUAAUAUAGACAGUUUUCUGGGGUGUUGAAACUAAUCUGACGCAUAGACAGUAUUAGUUGCUGCUUAUAACACAAAGAUGUGUGUUCAGCUGUGUUGUUUGAGAACGAUUUAUCAGAUAAAUUUUUAUUUAAAUCCAGUUAGUGUUAGUAGUUAUCAGUGUAUGUUUUCUUACUAGUAUGUUCAUAUGCUUUGGCAUACUCGAAUGCUGAUGAUGUAUGAGUGACUGAGAUUCCCCAGCUACCGACACUGUUGAUGAACUUGUAUUAGUAAGUGUUGGGGACGUUAGAUCCCUGGAACUCACUUGGGAAAGGAUCUAAUUUUGUAAUUUUACUUAAAAAUUUUGAAUUUCUUUGUUUUCGCACCAAAGGCGCUCUUCUCACCUUCAUGUUGUAUUUCCCACUUGUGAGAAUCUUAAAUGCUAUUGGUCCAUUGUGUCUUUUAGUAUGCUAUUUUGUAAUUCUCCCCAAGGUCGGUUUUGUGCUGUAUAUAUACGUCUUGAUUUGUGUCUGUUGUUAUCGCUCGUUUCUAGCUGUUUGCAUAAUAUACUUCCCCAUUCCAAGCUUGAACUUCUAGUUAGCGGGGCUGGGACGCAUCAAAUAGCUAGCUUAUUGGUUUUGGUCACUGAGUCUUUGUUCCGUUCUCAGUCUAAGGGAACUCGUAACCGCUUCAAACCUAGCAGUAAGCUCAUCGAUCUCGGAUCCUGAUUAAAUGUUCAUGGAAUAUUUAGCUAUCUGGUUUCGUUUGUACGUAGUCUGAUUAAGUUGUAACAGUAAACAAGCUGGACUACCAAUUCAAGUUAGUAGCUACAAUCUGUAUCUUUAUUUAUAUUUACCCGAUGUUUAUAAAAGUAAAACUUUUUAGAUGAUAUCAUUUGUCAUAUGAAGACCAGAGAUGUUUUCAGUUUAAUUCCACUCAUACAAAAUGCUUGUUAUACGACCAGACCUGUGAAUCAUAGUGAGUAUAUACAUGGAAUAUCUUAUUGCCUGAAUAAGGUGAAGAAAGUUGACUUGUAUUCAGAAACCUGAUAAUAAUUGGGAUUGUUUAUUCUUGUUUUUGUAUUCAACAGCGGUUUUUGUUACGAUAUUCACUUCAUUUCGAAAAUCCUACGCUUGUAUUUACUGUUAUUACUGGUUGAUUUAUCGAAUUUAGUAUUAUCGUAUUUAGGCGAAAAGGCUAAUUUUAAAGCGAUCACAAAAAUAAAGGCCCAAAUAUAUGAUCAUUGCAUUUAGCUAAAAAGAUUUAUAGUUGUAACCAUGUGCUACAAUGUUAAAAAAUUAUUCACAAGAUUUCUCUGUUGUUCUCAGUUAUUCUUGUUGUGUAAUGAAUGAAUCUACUGAUCCGACCGAUAGAACCAGUGUAAUUCGAGAAUCAACACACUUUCAAGUUACUGCAUUAUUUUUUCCACCUGUCUGUCUCUCAUCAGACAUACGAUCAGUAUUUAGGUAUUAGACCGUCAGGUCAUAUUUUGUUCUACGGUCCAAUUUAACGACAGUACAUGAUUCCUAACACUUUCCCAAUCUGGUUUACAGACCACGUAGACUUAGAGUGUAUAGGAAGCUAUCUUGCUGGACGGGUUUAGGCAGAGACAUGUAGAGGUUGAUCUCGGCUAGAGCAAUAGUCCGGUUACUCAUUAAUAUCGUAAAUUUAUUUUACUUGAUCUUUUUUGUUUAUUUUAACUCAGACUUUACCGUGCUACGUUUUAUCAAACUGUAUCUAAAAGAUUUUUUUUCAACAUAAAAAUCUUGUAAAAUAUUACUUUUGUUUAGUGUUGUGACGUGUGAACUGCAGAUUAUGGAGCAGCGUUUUAUUAAUUGAUUACAGUGACACGUAAAACACGUACGGACGACCUAGAGUCUCGAUUGGUCCUGCUUCGCUGUCUGACCCAGCCAGUUGAAUCCAGAACACAAGUCACAGCCUCUGAGAUAUGAAUGAUUGUAUUUCAGACAUACUCUAUUUAUAUACCAACCAAACAGACCACAUCGUACCAUAAAAUAGAAAACAACAUCUGUACAAUAUUUAACGAGUGAAAUAAAUAACGGCCAAUAGGGAAUGUCCAUUUGAGGUCCAAGGACAUCAUUAGACUUAACAUGAUAAUGAUUGGUAUAUUAUUCUGCAUCCAUAACAUUUAGCAAAUCAGAUUCUAUAGAUAGUAAUAUCUAUUUGUCCUUGUAGUAGUGUACUUGAUUUAGUAGAUUAGGUGUUUGUUAUACGAAUUACAAGUCUAUGGGUUUUUUUUAAAUUACUGUAUUUUUUGUUGGAAAACAUAUCAGUAAAUUUAUUUGAUAUAACAUGCAGCGACAUAGAUUAAAUAUCGGUUAGAUACAUACAUAUACGUACUCACGUCAUGACUAUCUUACUGUUCAGAUUUCCUAAUAAGUUUAUCUGUGUUAGUAAGCUAUAAAUACUCUAACCGAUAACUUGUACACACCUUUGCAAGAUUCUCUGUGUUAUGUAAUGAAACUUUAUACAGAGAGAUGGUGUUAAUUUCUUGGUACGCUUUCACAACUUUUUAGCCAUGUAUUCGAUUUCGAUUUCUUCUUAAAGAUGAAUAUUGACAGUUAUCAUUGUUUUUCAGCAAAAAUCUGUCCUCAUUCCACAUCAUAAAGGUCGCAAACGUAUACACUUACAAUUGAAAGAUAAUUUAGCCUGGGUCGGUUCUGAAUUAAAAAGUAAAUUCUAUAAUUCAGUUCAAUCUACUUGGCGCAGUCUACAUGAAUUUGCAUUGGCUCAUAAAUUUAUUAGUGCCUCAGGUGAAUUAGGAUCUGGUUCUACUGCAUAUACUUGUGGUAACAGUUCAAAUGGAGAUGAAUUAGACGAUUAUGAAAAUGUUUGUAAUCUCACUGACAAUCGUAAUGAUGUUGUUACAACAACUUAUCGUAAUUUAACAACUCAUGAUUUAUCUUUUAACAGUCGACUUAAUCAAGGUAGACGUAUAGAUUAUGUUUUACAGGAAGCUGCUUUGGAAAGCUUCAAUGAGUACCUUUUUGCGCUUACAAGUCAUGGAACCUAUUGGGAUUCAGUGGACACUGUGUUAUUUAUACUAACAGAAGCAUAUUCCGAAAAAGGUAUAGCUCCUAUAAUGCCUGGUCAGAAGAAUGUGCCUGAAAAUACAAUUCAUGUAAGAGCAUUAUCAUCUCUUACAUCUGCCGGUUCAACUUCUGUUCAUUCUAUGCUCAAUCCAUCUUCUGUAACAGCAGAUUUGUUAGUAAAUGUAAAUAAUGAUCAUCAGGUGCCUGCAUCUCAACAAGUCGAUCAUUUAGUUUCCUUAUCUUCUGUCAACCAAAAUCAACCUUAUCCUAUUACAACUACUGUAGCUAGUACUGUUUCUUCUAUUUCCAGGAUUUCCAAUAUUCAAGGUCAACUGCCACCAUCCUUACCAUACAUAACACCUCCCCCAGUAAUUCUCACCACUACCACUAAUAAUAAUACUCAUUAUAUGCAAACUAUGGUUACCGAUUCGUACUACCAGAUGCCAAUUAGUCAGCACUAUUCCUCUGCAGGUCCACCAUCAUCUCAUAUCUUCUCUGACUGUUUAACUCAAAAAUAUAUUGCUCCACAAAUUUCUGUUUGUAUGUCACAAGGUGAGUGCUUUCAAUGUUUCUACUGUUUUUUUCCUUUGGUUGUUGUCUCUCAUACCCAACUGUGUGAUUGUUUGCAUGUAAGUGUGUGUUUGUGUGAGGAGUAGACUGGUGGUAGGCAAACAAUCUUUUUUGCCCCCAAAUGCCCUGGUACGGCCGAGAGUGGGGAGAGUCCGCUCUCCUUCUCGAAAUGCUCUCACAUGGCCACGCGUAUAUAGCCUCUGCCAGGGAAGUCCUACUCACUGCCUUCUCGUGGCGGGGGGUGUUGUUUACGGAAUUGAAAGGACGAAAAGCGAAUGUCCGGCGCUUUAACCGGAUUCCAAACCAAUGGUGCACAUGGACUCCAGUAUCCUGCGGGAACAUAUGGCGUACGAACCAAUUGUUGGUCAUCGGCUUCUAUGGGGCUGCAUCUCCUUACGAUGCUCCACUGCCUUGUGGAUCAGACCUUCAGGUCGAAGGCUCGGGGUGUGGCCCCCUAAGGAAACCACCUGUUUCGGUUUGGGCACCCGGGCAGUAUCACAGCCCCCACACAUAUAAAAUGAGAUCUGUGUGGCGCAUAUGUAUUUGGUGCCUCCUUGUACCAAUAUCUAUGUGUUAAAAUAAAUAAAUAAAUAAAUAAUAAACAGAUUUUACCUUACAGAUAGCUGACCAGUUUUACAUAUUAGUGGUACUGUGUUUCAGCUUUCAGUCGUUUUUUUCUCAUGUUUGGUUCAGACAAUCGAAUAUUAUUUCCAACCGCUUAAAUGUCUAACACGUUUAAUAGCGUCUGGUCUUCAGAUUUGUGGAGCUAUUGUUUGGCAAAAAUAUCAUGAUUUAUUUAUAUUUUCCACCAACUUGAAAUUACAAAUCGGAUAAUGACUGAGUGAUUUAUGCUGAUUAGUACAAUGAAAGACUAAAAUAUCCCAUAAUAUUAUUCAAACCGGGUAACAGUUUGAAUUGAAAUCUCAAUUAAUGGACUUUUUACCAACAAUCUGAAAUGUUGAUUUUGAAUGUAGUCGUUUACCUAUUAAUGUGAUUCACCGAGAUUAGUUUAUGAAUACUUGCCGAGAAUAGCAGCUGAUUUGCAUGAAGGAGUCAGUAUUUUAGGGCAUCAAAAAGAGUGUCUAAUCACAUUGAUUACAUAUUUUUAUCACCAUGUUUCCUCCUAAAUUUAUCAUGUUAUUUUUCUCCAUAAUUUAUUUCCUCGAUGAUUCCACUGUUAUUCGUUUGUUGAUCUUAUCAUUGUAUUGUCUGUAAACGUUCACAUGUAGUAUGCCAUAAUGUGUUAUUUUAGAAAGAAGUUUAAGUACGCUUGUAAAACUCAAAAUACAAAAAUACAUUGAUGAACGGUAGUUUUACACACUAUUUCCUUAAAUAGUAUAUGUCGAUAUCAAACUAAGCGGAAAAGAAAGACUUCUCGUUCGUUAAUUUUUCUUGUAUCAGGAUGUAGGCCAACUGCUCUUUCUUAACUAUGCUCAGAUAACCGUCUAUUUCUGACAAACACCAGCUUUAAACAUCGUCUGAACUGGCGAUAUCCACAAUCGAUUCAUCGAUCGACUCAAAUGGAUUACAUUCAUAUUUUGCCAUCAUUGGAGGGGCUCGAUUGAAAACUGUCGUUCAUUCUAUAGUACAUUUAGACUCUAAUCCUGCUCUAGUUCGAGCACGUAUUUGUCUGUGUAUUACUGUACGUAGAAGAGCCACAGCAAGAAAACCACUUAGAGUUCAGUUCAACUUCAUGAUGCAAAAGUUGAAAAUAUAUUUCAGGAACAGCUACGGAGUGAGUCAAUCGUGAAAGUGAUAUCCACCCUGAAGCAGUUUGGCAUGUUAUCCAAAAAAGCUCUGGAAACAGCAGUGAUAUCUACCAGUAAUCUAAAUCAAAAGGUGAAGAAAAAUCAGUGGAUUACAGCGACGUCUGCAGGACUUAUCGAUGCUCUGAAACUCAUCCUGUCUGACUGUGAUCAUGAUGAGGAACGGAGGAUGCUUAAACGUAGGCUUGUUGAAAGCCUACGUGAUGGUCAUGAGCAGUGGUGGGUAGAGGAAGCAUAAGAGAUGAAAAAGGCAGCAGCUACAGGUAACAGUAGACAACUGUCCAAACUUAUCAAGGAAACGGGUGUUAAAAAUUCAUCUGUUAGUAAAACUAUCUAGGGUAAAGUUGGGACUAUUAUUCAUUUUCAAUCCGGGAGAUAACCGGUAGGUAGAACACUGGAGAACAGUUCAACUGGCUUUCAACCACAAUUUGCUUACUCAUUAUCUCCAAGCAACCUGAAUGGUAAACUUAUGUAAUUCUCCCAACUAUUGAGUCUGAAAAUGCUAUAAGUGUGGUACAUGCUACUUAUAUAUUUCGAUUUAUUAUUUAUUAUUUAUUUGGACACAUGAAUAUUGGUACAAGAGAGCGCCAAUAUAUAUGCGCCACACAAAACACAAUGAAAAUUCGAGAGGAAUACAAAGAAAGAAAAAAAAGCUAAGGAGCGCAACAAAAAAAAAGAGAGAACAAUAACGAAGAGAUUGGUGUAAGGUAAUGUGCUAGUAAUCAAGGAACGCAAAGGUACAAUCAGAAGAAAUCUUUCAGGUAAGGGAGACAGAACCACUUUUUAUGAAGAAAGUAAAAGAAGGUUACAGCAGGAUCGCCACUGGCUUCUAUUCUGAGCCAUAUCUGAUAACGUCUCUAGCCACUGUGUAGCAUCAUCUCUCAGACCCCAACCAGGGAGUCGUGAAGGACCGACACAAGCCAGCCCUUUGGAGCUUUCUUUCAUGCCACGACACCAUGUCAUAUACUGACCACCUCUCCGCUUCUUCCAACCAGUCCCAGAGUCGGCAAAUAAUGCACGACGUGGAAUUCUCUGGGACGACAUUCGGAGAACAUGUCCAAUCCACCGAAAUCGGUGUUUCAAGAUGGUGACACCAAUUGCAUUAUCGCGUCUGUGUCCGAACACACGAUGCCGAACCUCUGCAUUACUAACAUGGUGUUGCCACUGGAUGUCAGCAAUCCUUCGGAGACAGUGAUGAUCAAACACAGAGAGUUGUCUAACGUCCUCAACUCGGAGUGACCAGGUUUCACAAGCAUAGAGCAAAACUGCUCUCACCGACGCGUUGUAGAUCCGACCUUUUACGGCCAGACUAACAUCACGAAGGCGCCAAAGGUGGCCCAGAUUGGCAUAAGCCGCUCUGGCUUUCACUAUACAUGCAUUGAUCUCAUCACUCACACCCCCCACCAGCACUUAUGCAGCUACCCAGAUACACGAACUUCUCGACUACGUCUAUCUGCUCACCAUCCAGGGUGAGUACAGGAUUGGAAUCCUGCCAGUCUUGUAGAAGUACUUUGCACUUCGAAG
Molecule: messenger RNA, 9256 nt
Organism: Schistosoma haematobium
Lineage: Eukaryota; Metazoa; Platyhelminthes; Trematoda; Strigeidida; Schistosomatidae
Product: S23-interacting protein, variant 2
Exons: 5
Coding region: 645-2147 (500 amino acids)
Cellular component (GO): COPII-coated ER to Golgi transport vesicle
Molecular function (GO): metal ion binding
Source: RefSeq, a predicted model, not a curated record